This is a messenger RNA of Neomonachus schauinslandi (Hawaiian monk seal), 2998 nucleotides long. It is a transcript of the gene RARG, whose product is annotated as retinoic acid receptor gamma. NCBI's taxonomy places the organism in Eukaryota, Metazoa, Chordata, Mammalia, Carnivora, Phocidae. Gene Ontology annotation, biological process: regulation of transcription by RNA polymerase II; retinoic acid receptor signaling pathway; cellular response to corticotropin-releasing hormone stimulus. The record is from RefSeq and is a predicted model, not a curated record. The transcript has 8 exons. Bases 661 to 1890 code for a protein of 409 amino acids. Gene Ontology annotation, molecular function: RNA polymerase II cis-regulatory region sequence-specific DNA binding; nuclear receptor activity; zinc ion binding. Gene Ontology annotation, cellular component: transcription regulator complex; nucleus.
GGGUGCAAGCGGAGAUUCUCACCCUCUCUAUGUGAGGGGCGGCUGUGUGUAGGAAAGAGAGGUACUGGCCCUUUAAACGUGGGGACCUCAGCUACUCCUUUGGGUGUGUGCCGUAGUGUUUGGAGUGUGUGUGGUUUUUAUGGUGGGUGUUUAGCUAGGAGCUGCGGUUGAUGCCACUCCAGAAUUUCUGGGGAUAGGGAGAGACCGAGGUGUUAUUGGUAGCUUGUGCCCGCAGGUCCGUGGCCCCGGAGGGAUAUGGCACCCAGGACCGUGGGUGGCGUUUAUAGAGUCCAUGUGGGGAGUUGGGAGCGUAAAAAAUAUUUGCAGAGCGUGUGAAUCCCUGGAGGGUGCAGCGCCUUACGUAGGCGGUGUGGCUGUGAGUGUAGGGGGUCUCUCCACGCCGCGUCGCCCUCGGACAUUUGGCAGGUCCACACGGCCCUUGUGUGGGGAUGUUUGUGGCGUGAGGCCGGGAAGGCGUGUGCCCCAGCGUGGCUGCGGGGGCGGUUUUGGAAAGUGCGGUGUUCGAGCGUGCAUCCUGUGUGUUCUUCGUGCGGGGUGGACGGGCUUGUGCACACAACAGGGAGAAGGCUGGGCUCUGGCGCCCCUCCCCCAUCUGAAAAAGCAACGUUUGGAAAUGUGUACAGGGUUGUAUGCAGAGAGAUGACUUUUUCCUAUGGCUCCGACACACACAACUUCACGGUGGAGACGCAGAGCACUAGCUCAGAGGAGAUGGUGCCCAGCUCGCCCUCGCCCCCUCCACCGCCUCGGGUCUACAAGCCGUGCUUCGUGUGCAAUGACAAGUCCUCUGGCUACCACUAUGGGGUCAGCUCCUGUGAAGGCUGCAAGGGCUUCUUCCGCCGCAGCAUCCAGAAGAACAUGGUGUACACGUGUCACCGCGACAAAAACUGUAUCAUCAACAAGGUGACCCGGAAUCGCUGUCAGUACUGCCGGCUACAGAAGUGCUUCGAAGUGGGCAUGUCCAAAGAAGCCGUGCGGAAUGACCGGAAUAAGAAGAAGAAAGAGGUGAAGGAAGAGGGGUCGCUUGACAGCUAUGAGCUGAGCCCUCAGUUAGAAGAGCUCAUCACCAAGGUCAGCAAAGCUCAUCAGGAGACCUUCCCCUCACUCUGCCAGCUGGGCAAAUAUACCACGAACUCCAGUGCAGACCACCGGGUGCAGCUGGAUCUGGGGCUCUGGGACAAGUUCAGUGAGCUGGCCACCAAGUGCAUCAUCAAGAUCGUGGAGUUUGCCAAGCGGCUGCCUGGCUUUACAGGGCUCAGCAUUGCUGACCAGAUCACUCUGCUCAAGGCCGCCUGCCUGGACAUCCUGAUGCUGCGGAUCUGUACAAGGUACACCCCAGAGCAGGACACCAUGACCUUCUCUGAUGGGCUGACCCUGAACCGGACCCAGAUGCACAACGCCGGCUUUGGGCCCCUCACAGACCUCGUCUUUGCCUUUGCUGGGCAGCUCCUGCCCCUGGAGAUGGAUGACACAGAGACAGGCCUGCUCAGUGCCAUCUGCCUCAUCUGCGGAGACCGCAUGGACCUGGAGGAACCCGAGAAAGUAGACAAGCUGCAGGAGCCACUGCUGGAGGCCCUGAGGCUCUAUGCCCGCCGGCGGCGGCCCAGCCAGCCCUACAUGUUCCCAAGGAUGCUCAUGAAGAUCACCGACCUCCGGGGCAUCAGCACCAAGGGAGCAGAAAGGGCCAUUACCCUGAAGAUGGAGAUUCCAGGCCCGAUGCCUCCCCUAAUCCGAGAGAUGCUGGAGAACCCCGAAAUGUUUGAGGACGACUCCUCGCAGCCUGGUCCCCACCCUAAGGCUUCUGGCGAGGAUGAGGUUCCCCGGGGCCAGAGCAAAGGGGGCUGCAGCCCCCAGCCUGACCAGGGCCCCUGACUUCCCCUGCUGUGGGGGUUGGGGCUCCAGGCAGCAGACUGACCAUCUCCCAGACACUGCCAGUUACUGGGGGAGGACCUGCUCUGCCCUCUCUCCACCCCUUCCAAUGAGCUCCUUGUUUUUGCCAAAGUUUCCAGGGGUGCCUCUGUGUUCAUCCCCUUCCUGCUCUAACUGGCUCCCUCUCCGGUCUCGGGGGCCUGCCCUGUUCCCACCAGGAGAGAGGGCAGAGGGGUGAGCCUCGGUUUGGACUCUAAAAUCUCAGCACUGCCCCUCAGACACCAGGGACCCAGGCUCCCCAGGGCAGGAGGAAGACCCUGCCAGCUCCACAGCCCCUUCCUCUUCCAGGUGCUUAGGCCUCUGGGAGCAAACAGGAACACUAGAGACCAAGAAGGGGGCAUGGGGGGGGAGGGCUGAGCCCACCCUCUUGCCCCUGCCCUUGGUGCCUCAUGCUGCGUAACGCACCUGCCGGGUGCAUGCUGCCCUCCGUCCCCCGGCCUCGUGCCAGGUCAGGUUGGGGCAGGCUGGGCCCUGCAUUUCUGUGGGUGCCAGAGGGUGAAAGGGACAGAUGCAGGUCCAUUCGGCACCUCUUUGCUUGGGCCCAGAGUUGACCUUGUGCCCUCCGUUACAAGCCCCUCCCCUGGCCCCAUCACGUGCCUUGGGCUUCCCCUGCCUCCCAUCUCAGCCACCGGGGCAGGGACCCUCCUACACUACAGAGGGACCAGGGGAUCCGUCUCCCCCUAGUGCCUUCCCCCUACCUUGAUCUCCAGAGCAGCUUGGCCCAGGGAAGGGGGGGUGGGCGCUGCUUAGCUGAUCCUUCCCUGACCCAGAGGAAACCUCUAUUUAUUUAUUAGCUUUUGUUUACACCCUGGACUUGACCCCUUCCUCCAGGGGUCUUGGGAGGGGGAGCCCAGGGCCCCUGUGACCCCUCCCUUCUUCCUCCAAUCCCCAGUUUGUAUUUAGCUGCCAAAUAAGAUUCCCACUUGGCUCCCCUUUUUUUCUGGGGGGUCAGGGUGCUGUCCCCUCCCCUCUGUUUACAUCUUCCCUCCACCCCGCUGUGUCGCAUAUUGCUGAGUUUUCUAUUUUUGCAAAAUAAAGUGAUGGAAACUCA